Messenger RNA from Camelina sativa (false flax), 2229 nucleotides. NCBI's taxonomy places the organism in Eukaryota, Viridiplantae, Streptophyta, Magnoliopsida, Brassicales, Brassicaceae. The record is from RefSeq and is a predicted model, not a curated record.
AUGCAUGGUCCAGUUCAGUUUCAGCUGGUUACUAGCUUUUCAGGCGAAGACCGGGAUGACAAAGUACGGGAACUUGGUGGCUAUGAGCUUGUCGGAAGGGUUUUUGGGUACGGGGGGUUGAAACGGAUCGGAGGUGGGAUGGGUGACAACACCGGUGAUCCUAACGCUGCUAUGAUGCAGUUACUGCAAGCCAUGCAACAACAACUCACUACCAUGGAACAACGCCUAAACCAAAUCGAACAACCUCGUGCAAACCAUAACCAAAGACGAGAGAAUGGUGUCGUUCAUGAAGAUGGUCAAGAGACUGACUUCAGUGAUGAUGGAGGACCACAAAACAACCGUCGACGACGUCAAGCUCAACGACAUAACCAAGAAAUGGCAGAGGAAGAAGACCGUACGAGGUCUAAUUCUAUGGAUAUGAAGCUCAAGGCUCCUACGUUUGCUGGAAGGGUAGAUCCUGAAGCUUAUCUUGAGUGGGAGCAGAGAAUGGAGCACAUCUUUGCUUACUACAAGUACACUGACCAAAAGAAGCUAGCCUUAGCCGUAGCUCAACUUACCAAUCACGCUUUGUCUUGGUGGGAUCGUGAAGUUAAUGAUAGGAGGAGAAGUGAUACCCCUCAAGUAACCACAUGGAGGGAAAUGAAGCAGCUGAUGAAGAAGAGAUAUGUUCCCAUCUACUACCACCGAGACCUUCAAAAGAAGUUCCGGAAGUUGAUUCAAGGAACAAGGAGUGUGGAAGAGUAUUUCGAAGAAUUUGAGCACUUAAGGAAUAGGCUGGAGCUUGACGAUGAUGCUGAGACCACCAUGGCUCAGUUUCUUGAUGGAUUACAAGAAAAGAUCUCUCACAAAGUAGAAAUGCAUCCUUAUCACGACCUGCAGGACAUUCUACACCACGCUAUACAAGCCGAACAACACAUCAAGAAGAAGAUGACAACCAUGGGGAGAACUAAAACUACUCAAAAUUGGGAUCAAGGGCGUGCCAAGACUCCUUUUGCAUCCACCUCUCAAGUCAGACCCUUGGAUAAAGAAAAAGCUGUGGCUAUUGACAAUCGGUUCAAGUCUAAGCCAACCGAAUCCACCCAAAGUAAGUUCCCUAGCCCUAACAAUUCAAGAACUCGUGAUAUAACAUGUUUUAAGUGCAAGGGAAGAGGACAUAUGGCUAAAGAUUGCCCCAACCCAAGAGUUAUGAUUCUCACGGAUGCGGGAGAAUACGAGUCACAAGAUGAAGCAGAUCUCACCAUAGAUGAUGUUGUAGUUGAAGAGGUCGAUUGUGAACCUGAAUAUGGAGAAUCCCUGGUCAUAAGGCGUGUCUUGAACCUCACGGUUCAUCCAGAUGAGCUAGCUCAAAGGGAAAAUAUUUUCCAUACCCGCUGUACCAUCCAAGAAAAGGUAUGUAAUCUUAUUAUCGAUGGUGGAUCAUGUACUAAUGUUGCUAGCGAGUAUAUGGUUUCAAAACUCAGCCUUGGACGGACUAAACAUCCUCAUCCAUAUAAACUAAGAUGGCUUAAUGACAAGGCUGAACUGCGAAUCACGGAUCAAGUACAAGUACCAUUCAAAGUGGGAAAGUAUAUGGAUCAAGUCUUGUGUGAUGUGGUUCCUAUGCAAGCUUGUCACCUUCUACUUGGUAGACCGUGGCAAUUUGAUAAGGAUACCAUGCACCAUGGGCGUAGUAACAUGUAUUCUUUUGUCCAUGAUAAGAAGAAAUACAAUCUAACUCCUCUCACACCGAACCAAGUGCAUGAAAUUCAAGUUAAGAUGCUUAAAGAGAAGGGUUCUCCUUCUAAGAGUAAUUUUCUGAUCAAGCCUAGCUACAUAGCUAAGACACUCACUUGUAAUGAACCGGUAUUACUAAUGAUGUUUAAGGAAGUUUUGAGCGCAGGUUUUAGUGCUUUGGAACAAGAUCUCCCUAAAGAGGUGAAGGAUCUUUUGAACCGGUUUGCUGAGACAUUUCCAGAUGAAAUUCCAGCUGGUCUACCUCCUAUAAGAGGAAUUGAACAUCAAAUAGAUCUGGUUCCGGGUGCCCCAUUGCCCAAUAGAGCCGCUUAUUGCGUUAACCCGGAGGAAGCUAAGGAAUUGGAGAAACAAGUGAAGGAUCUUUUAGACAAAGGCUAUGUGAGGGAAAGCCUAAGUCCAUGUGCUGUACCGGUCCUUUUGGUGCCAAAGAAAGAUGGAACUUGGAGGAUGUGUGUAGAUUGUCGAGCUAUCAACAACAUUACCAUCAAAUACUGA